UCUCUCUUCCUCUUCAACCUCCCAAGUCACAACAAUCUCUCUCUCUCUCUUUCUCUCUUAAAGAGACAUUAACUCUCAAUCUUAAAAAAAAAAAAAAAACUUUUGUCUGAACGGCAUAUGUCUCAGAGACCUCAAGUUCCUCAUUCUUCUUCUAUAGCUUUCGGUCUCCAUUCUCAUCUCCUAAUCUCCAGUGAGAUCAGCUCUAAUUCCAACUGGUCUCUCUAAGACACUAAAAAAUCUAACAUUUCUCACUCUCUCUCUCUCUCCAAUUUUCUCGGAUCUCUCUGAAAUGGGUCUCAAGGGUUUCGCUGAAGGAGGGAUCGCAUCGAUCGUAGCGGGUUGUUCGACCCACCCGCUCGAUCUAAUCAAGGUCCGAAUGCAGCUCCAAGGCGAAGCGUCCUCAAUUCAGACAAACCUCCGACCAGCCCUCGCUUUCCAGACUUCCACCGCACUCCACGCGCCUCCUCCUCCGCGCGUGGGUAUCAUAACCAUCGGAUCUCGCAUCAUCACACAAGAAGGCACUCGCGCUCUCUUCUCCGGCGUCUCCGCCACCGUCCUCCGUCAGACUCUCUACUCCACGACUCGUAUGGGCUUAUACGACAUCCUCAAAACCAGAUGGACCGACCCGGACACCAAAUCCAUACCUCUGACCCGCAAACUCGCCGCCGGAUUCAUCGCCGGAGGUAUCGGAGCCGCCGUCGGAAACCCCGCCGACGUCGCCAUGGUGCGCAUGCAAGCCGACGGGAGGCUACCUUUGGUCGACCGGAGAAACUACAAGAGCGUUCUUGACGCGAUCGCGCAGAUGGUCCGCGGCGAAGGCGUCGCGUCUCUGUGGAGAGGAUCGUCGAUGACGAUCAACAGGGCGAUGCUCGUGACGGCGUCGCAGCUGGCCACGUACGACUCGGUGAAAGAGACGAUCUUGGAGAAAGGGGUGAUGAGGGACGGGCUAGCGACUCACGUGGCGUCGAGUUUCGCGGCGGGGUUCGUGGCUUCGGUGGCGUCGAACCCGGUGGAUGUGAUCAAGACGAGGGUGAUGAAUAUGAAGGUGGAGGCGGGGAAAACGGCGCCGUAUAAGGGAGCGGUUGAUUGCGCGCUGAAGACGGUGAGAGCGGAAGGGAUCAUGGCUUUGUACAAAGGGUUUCUGCCGACGGUGUCGAGACAAGCGCCCUUCACGGUGAUCAUGUUUGUGACGCUUGAACAAGUUAAGAAGGUGUUCAAGGACUUUGACUUUUGAGAAGUUCAAAGAUGAUGGUGGCGAUAAUUUGCUUUAAACAAAAUAAAUUUUUGUUUUUUUUAUUGUAUUUUCUUUUGGUCAAUCUAAUAGUUUAAAAGUUUUAAUUGUUCUUCAUUUAUCUAGUAAUUCUGUGGAGUGAAAUUUUCUAUCUAUGAGAAGAAGAAACAGUUCAAUUGA
Messenger RNA from Raphanus sativus (radish), 1411 nucleotides. RefSeq names its product mitochondrial uncoupling protein 5. Gene Ontology annotation, molecular function: thiosulfate transmembrane transporter activity; malate transmembrane transporter activity; oxaloacetate transmembrane transporter activity. The record is from RefSeq and is a predicted model, not a curated record. Gene Ontology annotation, biological process: oxaloacetate transport; phosphate ion transmembrane transport; thiosulfate transport. The coding region runs from base 290 to 1234 and encodes 314 amino acids. The transcript has a single exon. NCBI's taxonomy places the organism in Eukaryota, Viridiplantae, Streptophyta, Magnoliopsida, Brassicales, Brassicaceae.